UUGAAGGGACUUUUUCAAAAUCUACUCUAAGAAAACCCUAACUCGCUCACUCAAGCAGAACGGCAAAAGAAAAAAUUUUCAUUGAAGAAGCUACAACGAUUCGCAAAUGGCUUCACCUUCAGACAGAAGUGACAAACAACCAGAAACUGGCACAAACCAAAAUAAUCAACAACCAGAAACAGACACAAAUCAAAAUAAUGAACAACCAAAUACAGUUGUUGGGAGAAAGAGGAAAAAAACAUCAACUAUUUGGGAAGAUUUUGAUGAAGAAACUAAGGAAGGUGUGAAGAAAGCCGUUUGCAAAUAUUGCAAGUCAGAAUAUGCUACUGGGGGAUCGGGAGCUAGCACUAGUCAUAUGAGAAGACACAUCGCGGCUUGCCUGAAAAAGAAGAUGCAUGAGUCUACUCAAAAGAAACAAGCCACCAUUCCAUUUCAACCUUCGAAAUCAGGAGGUAACCCCUUUAUUACUCCUGGUGCCAGAUAUUCUAAUGAAAAGAUGCGAGAAAUACUUGCAACUGCUAUAAUGGUUCAUGAAUAUCCUUUUAGUGUUGUAGAAGAUGAUAUUUUGAUGUGGGCUUUCGAAUAUGCAAACCCAGAUUUUCGUAAAUUUUCUCGUAAAACAACAAGUAGUGAUUGUGUGGCAUUAUUUGAGAAUGAGAAGAAAGAGUUGAAGAAGCUUUUAGAAAGUGUGAGCAAGAUAAGUUUAACCACAGAUAUGUGGAAAUCAAGUCAUCAAGUAGUUGAGUAUAUGGUUAUCACAGGACAUUUCAUUGAUGCUGGAUGGAAUCUUCAAAAAAGAGUUUUGAGUUUUGUGAAAGUGCCUGCACCAAGGCGUGGUAUUGAUGUGGCCGAUGCUAUAUAUAAAUCUACGGCUAACUUGGAUAGUACUAGUAAUCCAUCAUCCUCCCAAGCUAAUGCUGCAGUUGUCAGAACCGGGUUUGAUGAAAUUAUGAGUAUUAUUCAAGAAAAUGAAGCCAUUCCUCCAAAAAAAUCAGAAUUGCAAGAUUAUCUUGAUGAAGGUCUUUACGUUCCUAACAGUACCUCCUUUUGUGCUUUGGACUGGUGGAGGAACAACAACAUGAAAUAUAAGAUUUUGUCUAAGAUGGCAGCUGAUAUACUAGCUAUUCCAAUCUCAACUGUGGCAUCUGAGUCCACAUUUAGUGCUGGAGGUAGAGUUAUUGAUGAACGUCGCACUAAACUAAGUGAAGAUUCUGUAGAAGCUCUAAUAUGUGGUGCAGAUUGGUUCCGUCAUAAGUAUAAUGUGAAGAAAAAAUUACAGGUUGAAAAAGAAGAGACACAUAUCAUCUUGAAGAUUUGA
Trifolium pratense (red clover) is the source of this 1318-nucleotide messenger RNA. RefSeq names its product zinc finger BED domain-containing protein RICESLEEPER 2-like. Lineage: Eukaryota; Viridiplantae; Streptophyta; Magnoliopsida; Fabales; Fabaceae. The transcript is spliced from 4 exons. The record is from RefSeq and is a predicted model, not a curated record. Bases 107 to 1318 code for a protein of 403 amino acids. Gene Ontology annotation, molecular function: DNA binding; protein dimerization activity.